AACGGCCCCGGAUACCCGGAGCGCUACAGCGGACGGACCGUAGAGGUUGUCUGAAGGCCGAGGCCGAGAUGGCGGCGCUGGCGGGCCAACUGGCCAGUCUACUGAGUCCUCACCAGCGGCCUCUUCCUAAGAAUGUCUGAUUCCAGAGACUAGAAUUCCCUCACCUCAGAGGUGAAGGGCAUUUACUGUGCCGUGAGCUUAUCCAGAGCCCGAAAUUUUCAGGUGGGGAAGCUGAGCUCAGAGAGGUCCAGCUCCGCACAAGAGUCUGGGGCUGCGCAGCUUCCGGCCUGCUGCGCCCGAUCCUUGCUCUGCGCUCCAGCAUGGGCGCAGCUGUGCAGGUGCGCUUUGUCCAUCCGAGUGCGGCCACGGACAGCCCAAGCAGUAGCCAGCCUGCUGUGUCCCAGGCCGGAGCUGUGGUCUCCAAACCCACCACACUUCCCAGCAGCCGGGGCGAGUAUGUGGUGGCCAAGCUGGAUGACCUCGUCAACUGGGCCCGCCGGAGCUCCCUGUGGCCCAUGACCUUCGGCCUGGCCUGCUGUGCCGUGGAGAUGAUGCACAUGGCAGCGCCACGCUACGACAUGGACCGCUUUGGCGUGGUUUUCCGUGCCAGCCCACGUCAGUCUGAUGUGAUGAUCGUGGCCGGGACGCUCACCAACAAGAUGGCCCCUGCACUCCGCAAGGUGGGCCUAGCCCUGUUCCCCCAGCUCCCCACCCCCCAACACCCACCCACCCCAGGCUCCAGCCGCACACAGACCCCCGUCUCUUCCAGGUCUAUGACCAGAUGCCAGAGCCUCGUUAUGUUGUGUCCAUGGGGAGCUGUGCCAACGGAGGCGGCUACUACCACUACUCCUACUCUGUCGUGCGGGGCUGCGACCGAAUCGUGCCCGUGGAUAUCUACGUCCCAGGCUGCCCGCCCACAGCCGAGGCCCUGCUCUACGGCAUCCUGCAGCUGCAGAGGAAGAUCAAGCGGGAGAAGAGACUGCGGAUCUGGUACCGCAGGUAGUGCUGGCCAUCUGGCUGCCUUGCGGUGUCUGUGUGGGCGUCAUCACGAGAGGCGGUCAAUAAACCUGAUAAACCCACGGCCAGCGCUUGCCAGCAUGGUAUGGGGGCCAGGGUGGGGGUCUGGGAGGUAGGUAGGUGAGUGCUGC
This is a messenger RNA of Sus scrofa (pig), 1148 nucleotides long. Lineage: Eukaryota; Metazoa; Chordata; Mammalia; Artiodactyla; Suidae. The record is from RefSeq and is a predicted model, not a curated record.